Messenger RNA from Vitis riparia (riverbank grape), 1848 nucleotides. RefSeq names its product pyruvate dehydrogenase E1 component subunit alpha-3, chloroplastic. Gene Ontology annotation, biological process: pyruvate decarboxylation to acetyl-CoA. Gene Ontology annotation, molecular function: pyruvate dehydrogenase (acetyl-transferring) activity. Gene Ontology annotation, cellular component: intracellular membrane-bounded organelle. The record is from RefSeq and is a predicted model, not a curated record. Lineage: Eukaryota; Viridiplantae; Streptophyta; Magnoliopsida; Vitales; Vitaceae. The transcript is spliced from 3 exons. Bases 252 to 1553 code for a protein of 433 amino acids.
UCUGAAAAAACGAAGUGGAAGUAGAGGAAGUUUGGGUGGGCUGCCCCCUGGCUUCUCUCCUUUAAGACUCCAACGCUUUAGGCGGUUGUUUCUACGCCUUCUUCCUCGUUUGCUCCGCCUCUCCCCCAUCCUUUUAUACACCCCCUACCUCAUUUCAUCUCACAUUGUUGGGAAACCAUAAAGGAAAUUGUGAAUUUCCACCUUUCCUUGUCUCUCCCUUUCCUCCAUCCCCGACACUCCCUUUUCCAGAAAUGGCUUCUUCUUUCCUAUCUUCGGGGAUCAUUCAGCCCCUCCCCCUCAGAUCUCCUGACAAACCACAAACCCUCUUCGAUCAUCUCAAGACCACCUCCACUUUCCUUGGAUCUACCUCUAAACUCCGCUCUGUUUCUCUCUCUAAGCCCAAUCUCCCCAACCCCCACCGUCGAUCCACCGUCGUUGCUGUUUCCGAUGUCCUCAAGGAAAAGAAGACCAAAUCGGCUGCCUCCUCUUCCCAAUUGCUGAUUACGAGGGAGGAAGGGUUGGAGCUGUAUGAAGACAUGGUAUUGGGUAGAGCUUUUGAGGACAUGUGUGCUCAGAUGUACUACAGGGGCAAAAUGUUUGGCUUUGUUCAUCUCUACAAUGGCCAAGAGGCCGUGUCCACUGGCUUUAUCAAGCUGUUGAAGAAGGAGGAUUGUGUGGUGAGUACUUACCGCGAUCACGUUCACGCGCUGAGUAAAGGGGUGCCUGCUCGUGCUGUGAUGAGCGAGCUCUUCGGCAAGGCCACUGGGUGUUGCCGAGGGCAAGGUGGGUCCAUGCACAUGUUCUCGAAAGAACACAAUGUUCUUGGUGGGUUUGCCUUCAUUGGUGAGGGCAUUCCGGUUGCCACAGGGGCUGCAUUCACUUCAAAGUAUAAGAGGGAGGUUCUGAAGGAGGAUUGUGAUGAGGUGACCUUGGCAUUUUUCGGAGAUGGGACUUGCAACAAUGGGCAGUUCUUUGAGUGUUUGAAUAUGGCUGCAUUGUGGAAAUUGCCCAUUGUGUUUGUUGUGGAGAAUAAUUUGUGGGCAAUUGGGAUGUCGCAUUUGAGGGCAACUUCGGAUCCGGAGAUUUGGAAGAAGGGGCCGGCUUUUGGGAUGCCAGGAUUUCAUGUGGAUGGGAUGGAUGUGUUGAAGGUGAGGGAAGUAGCUAAAGAGGCAAUUCAAAGGGCUAGGAGAGGAGAAGGACCAACUCUGGUGGAAUGUGAGACAUAUAGGUUUAGAGGACACUCUUUGGCUGAUCCUGAUGAGCUCCGUGACCCUGCUGAGAAGGCUCAUUAUGCUGCUAGAGAUCCCAUCACAGCCUUGAAGAAAUACAUCUUUGACAACAAGCUGGCCAGUGAGGCAGAAUUGAAGGCAAUAGAGAAGAAGAUAGAUGAGGUGGUGGAGGAGUCUGUUGAGUUUGCAGAUGCAAGCCCUCCUCCACCUCGCAGCCAGCUACUGGAAAAUGUGUUUGCAGAUCCAAAAGGCUUUGGAAUUGGACCUGAUGGGAGUUACAGAUGCGAGGAUCCCAAAUUCACUGAAGGCACCGCUCAUGUCUAACCUUUCCACAUUGGUCAAUAGAUGCAAGCUUUGAGCUCUGGGUGAUGGGGCUUUUAUAUUUAUCACUGCUGGCAAUCACCAAUUAAAUUUUCCAAAUGUUCUUAGCUUUACACUAUAAGCAGCAUUUGUUUUUAGAUUUGGUUGUUUAGAUUUUCUUGUUUCCAAAUUUGUUGCUGCUUGUUGUUUAAUUAUCAUUGUUCUUUGGACUCUGUUUGAAUGGUAAAACCUAAAGGCUGGAUUACAGUUUCCACAAUUAGAGUAUAUAUGGGCAAAUGGCAUAAAUUUUUGCAUUUUA